This is a messenger RNA of Medicago truncatula (barrel medic), 1475 nucleotides long. Its product is annotated as zinc transporter 1. Gene Ontology annotation, molecular function: zinc ion transmembrane transporter activity. Gene Ontology annotation, cellular component: plasma membrane. The record is from RefSeq and is a predicted model, not a curated record. Gene Ontology annotation, biological process: zinc ion transmembrane transport. Lineage: Eukaryota; Viridiplantae; Streptophyta; Magnoliopsida; Fabales; Fabaceae. The transcript has 3 exons. Bases 62 to 1138 code for a protein of 358 amino acids.
CAUACACUCACACCCUCUUUUCUCUUCCUCAAUAUUCCAAAAACCAAAACACAAAAAACAAAUGAUGAGUUCUCUUACUACUACCUUAAAGCUUUUAUUUUUUUAUGUGAUUUUUAUCCUCCCAAUUCUUGUUUCAUGUGAUUCAUGCAAAUGUGAAACUGAACAAACCAAAGAAAAUAGUGAAAAAAAUGAAGCCCUUCAUUACAAACUUGGUUCAAUUGCAUCUGUCCUUGUUUGUGGUGCUCUUGGUGUAAGCCUUCCAUUAUUGAGCAAAAGAAUUCCAAUUCUAAGCCCUAAAAAUGACAUAUUUUUCAUGAUUAAAGCCUUCGCGGCCGGUGUAAUUUUGGCAACCGGUUUUAUUCACAUACUUCCGGAUGCAUUCGAGAGUUUGAAUUCGCCUUGUCUUAAGGAAAAACCUUGGGGUGAUUUUCCACUUGCUGGACUUGUUGCUAUGUUGUCUUCUAUAGCAACUUUGAUGGUUGAUUCAUUUGCAUCUAGCUAUUAUCAAAAGAGACAUUUUAAUCCUUCUAAACAAGUUCCAGCAGAUGAAGAAAAAGGUGAUGAACAUGUUGGUCAUGUACAUGUUCAUACACAUGCUACACAUGGUCAUGCUCAUGGAUCAGCUACCUCUUCUCAAGAUUCCAUAUCACCUGAAUUAAUUAGGCAGAGGAUCAUAUCACAAGUGUUAGAGCUAGGAAUAGUGGUCCAUUCAGUGAUUAUUGGAAUAUCUUUAGGAACUGCACAAAGCAUUGAUACCAUAAAGCCUCUCCUAGUGGCCUUGUCUUUCCAUCAAUUUUUUGAGGGAAUGGGGCUUGGUGGCUGCAUAUCUCAGGCCAAAUUUGAGUCUAGAUCCACAGCAAUUAUGGCAACAUUUUUCUCCUUAACAACACCAAUUGGGAUAGCAAUUGGGAUGGGAGUAUCAAGUGUAUACAAAGACAAUAGCCCAACUUCUCUAAUUGUUGAAGGUGUUUUCAAUUCUGCUUCAGCUGGAAUCUUGAUUUACAUGGCACUAGUUGACCUACUUGCAGCUGAUUUUAUGAGUCCAAGGAUGCAAAACAAUUUCAAGAUCCAAAUAGGAGCAAAUAUUUCACUUCUUUUAGGUUCAGGUUGCAUGUCCUUAUUGGCUAAAUGGGCUUAAGUUUUAAGUGUUUUAGAUUCCUUUUAAGAAUAUUUUGCUUAGUAUUCUCUCCCUAUUCCAAGUAUUAUAUUAUAUUUAUUCUUCUUCAUUUUUUGUUUUUUUAACUAAUGAUGUAAAUGUUAGAGUGCUAAACCUAAAUAAGCACUGCUAGAACAUAAGCCAGAAAUGAUGUAUAUGUGACUGUGCAAAUUAAGGGCCUUUAACAAAAGAAACAAAUGGUGGGAGAGGAUUGGAUCCUUUUUCAGUCAAAACCUUCAAUGAUUGAUGGUGGGGAACAGAAUCCUAAAAUAUCGACCAAUCAUUCAAAUUUGAAUAUUAAUUUUUUUUUUCAGUCUUA